Molecule: messenger RNA, 906 nt
Organism: Striga asiatica
Lineage: Eukaryota; Viridiplantae; Streptophyta; Magnoliopsida; Lamiales; Orobanchaceae
Source: the annotation of a GenBank genome assembly
AUGAGCACCUUCAAGAAGAUGAAUCUGAGGGCGCGCAACAGUUUUGGAAGCAAUUCUCUACCUCCGGAAGAAAUCUUCAGAAGAUUCAGAUUGUACAGCACAAAACCACUUGAUAUGAAGAGGUUAAAGCCCAUGAUCUUGAAGCGGAUUGAGGAACGAUCCACGGAAUAUCCUGUCAAAGGUAUAGUUCAGGUGGCCAACGAGGUUCUACGGGCUCGGGCCGCCCUGUGCGACGGCGUAUCAACAAUCAUCCGGUACGUACCCGUCUUGGCUUGCAAAUACUGCUCUGAAGUUUUUAUUGCUGAAAGUGGUCACUUAAUUCAAACUUGCCAUGGUCGCCGCCGUCACGCAAAAAACAAGGGUCAUACCUGGGUGAAAGGUAGCUUGAAUGACGUUAUUGUCCCCGUAGAAACCUUUCAUCUUGAGAGAAUGUUCCAGAAUGUUACCAACAACCAAGGUAUUAUCAAACCCAAUAAUCUUGCAAACAACAACACAACUGAUUCGGAUAAAUUAUCACAAGAUGAUCUAAGGAGAGUAGCAACAAGAACCCUGCAUGCAUGGGAGGCCAUUCGAUGGGGAGUUCACAAGCUGUUGAAAGUUCAUUCAGCUAAGGUCUGCAAACACUGUAACCAAGUGCAUGUAGGCCCGUUUGGCGACAAGCCCGUGAUUAAGCAUGACAAUGUCCACUUCUGGGAGAAUGCAAAGGUGGACAAUUUGGUGCCCCAAAAAGUAGUUUGGAUUAGACGGAGACAAGAUCCGCCUGUACUUGUGGAUAAAGGGCGGGAAUAUUACGCGCGGGCGCCUGUUGCGGUGGAUUCAUGCAGUAAGGCGGGUGCAUUGGUCCCGUCAAGAUACUUUUGUAUGAUGAAACUGGAUGGAUUGACUGCUCCACUGUUGAAUAAGUGA